AUGCUUAGCCCUGAAGGGGAACCCGAGGAGCUUGGGCCGGUUCUCGUCAAUUGGGGAGUUGUGUUCAGCUUGUGCGUGGUCUUCCGCUGUUUGAACAUUUUCGUAAACACGGAGAGAGCAAAAUGGCGGCUGCUUUUUUUUUCUUUGGCCUGUGUCAUCGUGCCUCGUUCCGUUCUUCCCUUCCGGUAUGUUGACUUCACCAUGCUUCUGAUGUGCCUUAUGCUGAUCGACUUCUUCAACGGGCGCCUUUCGUGCAGGACGCAUCUCUUCUGUGGCGUUAUGCUGGCUGUGCUCUCCGCAUCUGACCAUGCAUGGGGAGUUAUGCCUACUGGGCUUUGGGUGGUGAAGCUUUUUGGGUCCUACCUGGCUGUGCUCAUAGGGAAGCUGGGGUAUCGUGUUACCCAGGUAUUUCACCGGCAAGCACAGGAAGUGAAGGGCCCCCCAUCUCCUGUUUGCCGAUGUGCCAAAGACACACGCAUCUGGAAGGAGGAAGAAGAGCAGCAGUUUUUCGUAGUGCCGAACAACUGCUACGGCAACGUGGAUUGCAACUGGUUCCUGGACAUACGUGUGUCUGGAGCAUUUGGCAUGUUUUGUUUUCCAUUCGCAAGUGGGAUGGAAGGGCGCCAGUUCUUAGAAUGGCAGCAAGGCUUCAAGGCUGCGUAUGGAAAAGAGAGCCAGCGUUUUUGCUUGUGA
Eimeria mitis is the source of this 693-nucleotide messenger RNA. RefSeq lists its product as uncharacterized. The transcript is spliced from 5 exons. The record is from RefSeq and is a predicted model, not a curated record. Lineage: Eukaryota; Apicomplexa; Conoidasida; Eucoccidiorida; Eimeriidae. The coding region runs from base 1 to 693 and encodes 230 amino acids.